This is a messenger RNA of Patiria miniata (bat star), 3905 nucleotides long. RefSeq names its product short-chain dehydrogenase/reductase family 42E member 1-like. Lineage: Eukaryota; Metazoa; Echinodermata; Asteroidea; Valvatida; Asterinidae. The record is from RefSeq and is a predicted model, not a curated record. Gene Ontology annotation, molecular function: 3-beta-hydroxy-Delta5-steroid dehydrogenase (NAD+) activity. The coding region runs from base 176 to 1399 and encodes 407 amino acids. Gene Ontology annotation, biological process: steroid biosynthetic process. The transcript is spliced from 11 exons.
UUAUUUGUCCCUACAUGUGUUGAAGCUAUAGCUGUACCUUGAUUGCGGACGGUAUCCGACUAAACACAAGAUCAGCUGGAAUCACUGAAAUUUGCAUCGCAUUCGAAGUUACUUCCUUGCUCUAUGCUUCGUUCCUCGUUCGUUUUGUCGAUUUGUUUUGUACAUUUGGGAGAUUAUGGCAACCGUCAAGUCAUGGAUAGGUUCAGAGAGGCACAGAGAACGUGUGGGUGAUUUACUGAGCACAUUAGAUGUACCGUCUCUCAAGGGAAAAAAAGUUCUGGUGACAGGUGGCGGUGGUUUCUUUGGCAUUCAUCUAGCGAGGGCGCUACACAUGCUUGGAUGCGCAGUGGUUAUAACCGACAAAGGAACGCCCAUUGAGGACUACAGCAAAGAUAUCACAUUUGUGCAGGGGGACAUCAGGGACAGAGAUUUGGUGGAGGAACUCUGCAAAGAUGUCAACUGCGUAUUCCAUAUUGCAUCGUUCGGCAUGUCAGGAGCAGAAAUGAUGAAGAAAAGAGAUUUUAUAGAGAGCAUCAAUGUUGGAGGAACAGAAAAUGUCAUAGAAGCAUGCAUCAAGCAGAACGUUGCUCGGCUAGUUUACACCAGUACUAUCAAUGUUGUUUUGGGCAGCAAGGCGUUUGACAUGGCUACUGAGGCAGAGCUCCCACGGAUCCCUCCUGAGGAGCAUGCAGAUGACUACUCCAGAACUAAAAGCAUUGCAGAGGUGCUUGUCUUAAAAUCAAACGGACGACAAACACAAAAUGGUGAGAUAUUGCACACGUGUGCAAUCAGACCACCGGGCAUCUAUGGUGCUGGAGAACAGAGACAUUUCAGUAGGAUUGUGGGCAUUUUAAAAAUCUACAAGGCAAACCUGGGCAGUCCUGACAGUAAAACAAACUGGGUUCAUGUGGACAACCUGGUGAAUGGCCACCUACUGGCGGCAGACGGGCUGUCGGCAGGCAAGAAUCACAUAUCGGCAAACCAGGCGUACUUCAUCACAGACCAGACACCCAUCAACAAUUGCCUUUUCUUCAAACCAAUCAUCACCGGCUUAGGCUACACCUUCCCUGAUGCUUGGCUUCCCCUUGGUGUGCUAUAUUGCCUAGCCUUCCUGUCUGAAAUUGUGCAUUUUCUUGUGAAACCGUUUUACAACUUUGUCGGCUUCACUAGAACUGAGAUGUUCCAGGCAGCUCUCCACCACACAGUCAGCUAUGAGAAGGCACAGGACCAGCUGGGUUAUCAGCCUCUCCAACGAGGUUUAGAAGACUCCCUGGCUCACUUACGUCAGUUAGGCUACGGCAAAGACCCGGAAACUAGCUCUAGUUGGACCUCGUCCCUUCUCUUCAAGAUCGUUCUGUCAAUCACCAUCAUCAUUGUCUUGGUUGCAGUUUUGCUGUAGGCUGGGCAGGGAUUCAUUGGGUCGGGGUUCGGAUUGAGGCUGCCAGUGUACUAGUGUGCAGUUGUUUUUGCCAACAGAACCAUAUUGGUUUUCUUAAAGUUUGGUUCAAUGUACUAUAAUUGUACUUUGUAAUUUGCCUUCAUAAGAGUAUGCCUACCUAUGUUUUUUUAACAUUUAAAAAAAAUCUUACAACAGUACUAAUUCACUGACUGGCCAUAGACCUUAUGCGUUGCGGAUGUCUCAUCAAAGGCUGUUCUUUGUUAGUUAAAUUCAGUAAUGCUGAAUGCACACAAGGAUCACUCAUACCUAUCCAGGUGAUAACAAAACAAUUGCCCACGAACACCUUAGCACACAAGGUCUAAAGAUACCAAAGUUUUCCUGCGUAUUCUGGUUUACGCGCAGAGCUUAUUAUUGACAUCAACGUGCUCACACUAGAGCAAAGACAGAUGACAUAACUCGUCGUUUCUCUAUGGUGUUUUGGUGUCUUUAGUGUUUUGCGUAAGAUUUUUAGGUGAUUAGAGAAAUCAUAAGGUUGGGGUUUUCCCAUUGGUCAUUUUGUUUUUGGCAAGUAGUGCAAAACAAUUAAAAACGGAUCAGUUUAUCAGUAUUACAUUGUCAUUUGGUGUGCUAGAAAUAUUCUUAAGAGAGAUGAGAAUAAUGUGUGCUUUGUUGUGAAGAGGAGGUACUGGUGUCUGUGACUCAACACGAGAUUACUCAGGAAGGCCGCUUCGUUCCUAACCAUAUUUACCACUUUUGAAAAACUUUACCAUGUGAACUUGAACCAGAUUAAGUUUUCCAUGUUUGUGCACAAACCCUCAGAAAACGUUUUGUCUGUAGUAUUCAAUUUUCAAACUGUGAUAUGCCGAUGACAACUUUGAAAAUUAUGUAAAAUGGUAAAUGGUUUAAUCUAGAUUUUUGCACAGACCUCAAAUUUUUUCUUGCACAAAAUUCAGAAAUCAUUGUGAAAUCUAUUUUUAAGUACAAUUUUUCAAAUGUUGAAGGUACUAUUGUUUUGCCGACAACAACUUUGAAACUUGUGUGAGUUGGAUGUAAUUGUAGAUGCUUUAUUCUAGAUGUACAUGUACAUGUACAUUAAUGCAGAGUCAGGCUGUCAUAGAAAGACUGUGUAUUACAAUCUAUGUAAUAGUUGUGAUUAUAAUUAAGACAUUUAUUCCAGAUUAUUUGUUAUUAAAUGUUUGUAUUUGUUGCUAUUAAGAUUUUUAAAGAAAUUCAGUCUGUAAUAAUUGAUGGGUUAUCAUUUAUGAUUUGAUAUAUUCUGAUGCAUAGGAAAUACAUGAAUAGCUUUAAUAAUACAUUCAUGUUUAGUUCUAGACUAUGGGUCCACUAUUUGGGAGACAUUUUUGCCUAUAAUUUUAUUUUGAUAAGCCAUACAAAACAUGGGAUAUUUCUGGUAACAUUACUUUGGCUGUACAUGUAUACUCUCUCAUUGCCUUUUAUUGUGUAAUUUAGCAACAGAUUUAUUUCAAACGACCAAAAUUGUAAAAUUUUACAAAAUAUUUAUAAUAAACUUGUAACAGUAUAUUUGAUGAAAAAGAUCAAAGAUCUACAGAAAAAUUAUAUGCCCUUAUAAAUAAACAAGAAUAUGUAAUGCGCCUAUCAAUUGUUCCCCCCCCCCUCCCCCGGGCUGCCCCACCCAAGACGUGGGGAUUGUCACUUUUGAAGUGACAAAAUCCCCACCCCUCGGGCAAAAUUUAAGUGACAAUCCCCGACCAUGCCCUGACAUACAUAUGUGGGGCACACUAGUGAUUGCCUUUAAUGUAACACGCCAAUGUUAACAAUGUAAUUUGAGUGACCCAAAUCCCCACCCUGGGGCAUGAAAAACGUAGCCAAAUCCCCGCGGUGGGGGUGGGGAGGGGGGGGGGGACGUUUGAAAGGCGCAUAACUAUUACAAAAAUCCUUGUCAAUGGCCUCUCUCUGUGAUUUUAAUUCUGUGUGGAAAAUAACCCCAUUCUGUCUUUGACAACAUUUCAAAAAGUUUGAAGACGAUCGUUCUAUAUAUUUCAUGUCUGUACAGUUGAAUUGUACAGCAGUUCAUAAUUUAAGUAAUUUAUAGACAAUUGAGAUAUAAAUACUGCACAUUGCAAAAAGGUUGUGUAUAGUUGUUAAUCAUAAUGACAUGCAAAACACGCAAAAAAUAUGUACACGCAAUGUUCAAAACAUUUUGUAACCUCAAUUACGUUGAUACUCAUUUUUUUGGACAAAUAGCAUUUGUUAUAUAUAUAUCAGUGAUAGAUGGCUAUUUUGUGAUGUUUAUGCCAAUGAAAAAUGACAGAAAGAAGGAAAUUAGGAGAUUUAUUUUUAAUAUAAUGAUAAAUUAAUUUCAAUCAUGCAAUUUCAAUUCAAAGAUAUAUUUAAAAAUUCACUCAGUGUAUUAUAUAAGCAGUGAAGUUGUUUCAUAGUUAUUGAAAUUGAAUAACACGAUUCUAAAUUAUGCAGGUACUCAAAUGCUAAGAAUAUCAACAUUCAAAACCACCCCCCCCCCCCC